AUGGCCUCGGUCCUGGGGGCCAGCAGGGCGUCCGGAGGGCCGAGCGGUCAACUCAAGUGCAAGUGCAAGAGGCGGCGGCGGCGGCGGUCCAAGCGGAAAGACAAAGUAAGCAUGUUGUCAGCCUUCAUCGCUCCCUUCAAGCACUUAGGCCCCGGGGCCACCAACACGGCGGACGAAGACAAUCUAAGUACCAGCAGCGCAGACGUGAAGGAAAACCGCAACGUGAGCAACUGGGAGGCGAGGCCCCUGGCCACCAGUGACCGGGCCCGAGGCAGAGCCCCGGGCGUGAAGCGCAAGAGGCCGCUGGAGGAGGGCAACGGCGGGCACCUGUGCCCCCUGCAGCUCGUCUGGAAGCAGCUCUCGUGGUCCGUGGCCCCCAAGAACGCGCUGGUGCAGCUGCACGAGCUGCGCCCGGGCCUGCAGUACCGCAUGGUGUCCCAGACGGGCCCCGUGCACGCCCCGGUCUUCGCCGUGGCCGUGGACGUCAACGGGCUCACCUUCGAGGGCACCGGGCCCACCAAGAAGAAGGCCAAGAUGCGGGCGGCCGAGCUGGCACUGCGGUCCUUCGUGCAGUUCCCCAACGCCUGCCAGGCCCACCUGGCCCUGGGCACCGGCGCCGGCCCGUCCACGGACUUCACCUCUGACCAGGCCGACUUCCCCGACACGCUGUUCAAGGAGUUCGAGCCUGCCGCCCCCAGCGCGGCCUUCCCCAGCCGCCGCCCCGCCGAUCCAGGGCUGCUGCCCGCGGCACGCCCUCGGGGGCGGCUGCUCUGCCACCCGCUGGACCUGGUGGGCCCCGCGGCCCCGGGCGACAGGAACCCCGUGGUUGUGCUGAACGAGCUGCGCUCCGGCCUGCGCUAUGUGUGCCUCGCCGAGCCGGCGGAGAGGCAGCGCGCCAAGAGCUUCGUCAUGGCCGUGUGCGUGGACGGCAGGACGUUCGAGGGCUCGGGACGCAGCAAGAAGCUGGCCAAGGGCCAGGCGGCGCAGGCCGCGCUCCAGGCCCUCUUCGACAUCCAGCUGCCGGGCCACGUCCCCAGCAGGAGCAGAAGUCACCUCCUGCCCCAGGAAUUCGCGGACUCCGUGUCCCAGCUGGUGACGCAGAAGUUCCGCGAGCUGACGGCGGGGCUGGCGUCGGCGCACGCCCGCCACAAGGCGCUGGCGGGGAUCGUCAUGAGCACAGGCUUGGACGUCAGGCAGGCGCAGGUCAUCGUCCUGUCCUCGGGCACCAAGUGCAUCAGCGGGGAGCACAUCAAUGAUCAGGGGCUGGUGGUCAAUGACUGCCACGCAGAGAUCGUGGCCCGGAGGGCGCUGGUCCACUUCCUGUACGCACAGCUGGAGCUGCACCUCAGCCAGCGGCGGGAGGACUCGGAGCACUCGAUAUUCCAGCGGUCCCAGGACGGCGGCUACCGGCUGCGGGACAACGUGCUGUUCCAUCUGUACGUGAGCACGUCCCCGUGCGGAGAUGCCAGGCUGCACUCGCCCUACGAGAUCACGGCCGACCUGAACAGCAGCAAGCACAUUGUCAGGAAGCUCCGUGGACAUCUGCGCACGAAGAUCGAGUCUGGGGAAGGCACCGUCCCCGUGCGCGGACCCAGCGCCGUGCAGACGUGGGACGGCGUCCUGCUGGGUGAGCAGCUGGUCACCAUGUCCUGCACCGACAAGAUCGCCAGGUGGAACGUGCUGGGGCUGCAGGGCGCGCUGCUCUGCCACUUCAUCGAGCCCGUGUACCUGCACAGCAUCAUCGUGGGCAGCCUGCACCACACCGGCCACCUCUCCCGGGUGAUGAGCCACCGGACCGAGGGCAUCGGCCAGCUGCCGACCGCCUACCGCCACAACCGGCCGCUCCUCAGCGGUGUGAGCCACGCCGAGGCGCGCCAGCCCGGAAAGUCCCCGCACUUCAGCGUGAACUGGGUGGUGGGUAACACGGACGUGGAGGUCAUCGACGGCACCACCGGCAGGAGGAGCUGCGGGGGGUCCUCGCGGCUCUGCAAGCACAUGUUCUCGGCACGGUGGGCGCGGCUUUACGGAAAGCUGAGCACACGGAUCCCGAGCCAGGGAGACACGCCGUCCGUGUACUGUGAGGCCAAGCGGGGGGCCUGCACCUACCAGUCUGUUAAGCAGCAGCUGUUCAGGGCGCUUCAGAAGGCCGGGCUGGGCACGUGGGUGAGGAAGCCGCCCGAGCAGGACCAGUUCCUACUAAGCCUCUGA
Messenger RNA from Hyaena hyaena (striped hyena), 2208 nucleotides. RefSeq names its product adenosine deaminase RNA specific B2 (inactive) (gene ADARB2). The record is from RefSeq and is a predicted model, not a curated record. Gene Ontology annotation, molecular function: double-stranded RNA adenosine deaminase activity; tRNA-specific adenosine deaminase activity; double-stranded RNA binding. Gene Ontology annotation, cellular component: nucleolus; cytoplasm. The coding region runs from base 1 to 2208 and encodes 735 amino acids. NCBI's taxonomy places the organism in Eukaryota, Metazoa, Chordata, Mammalia, Carnivora, Hyaenidae. The transcript has 10 exons. Gene Ontology annotation, biological process: adenosine to inosine editing; RNA processing.